GAUUACUUGAACUGUGUAAUUUGUAUAGCACCAAGAGUUUUGUUUAGAUGCUGUUUGUAUAGCACAGUAGUCUAUCUUUCUUUAGGUAUACUUAUCGUUCUGUUUGCUCUUUACAAGAGGUCUCUGCAGUGGCUAAACGAGAAUACAACAGAUUGGAUGAUCAUGUGUAUGUCCGUAUUUUGCGUUUCAAGAGCUCUUGCUUCUACUACGACUAAUGAUACGACUCGAAAUUUUGUGUCCAGAUCUCAGUUUAGACUGAACAUGGUCGUGGUGGUUUGUCUUCAGAGGAAGAACAGUGGUGAAGAACUGCCUGUUCCUGAAGGCGAAACAGCUGUGGGGAGAGGACCGUUCUUUAAGCUUUAGAAUCUUCAGGAGGGAUGACUGGAGUUGCCAUGAGUAUCACUUCGUUUGAUGUGCUAUUGAACUUUGACCCGGACUUAUAAUAAGGAAUGUGGUGCAUCACGCCUCGCAGAUAUCGUACCUACUCAGGGCAUUAACACAACAAUUUGAAAUACUGGAAUCUAUCGCUAAGGAGUGCAGCUCUACUCUUGAUAGGAUUGACACUAAGCACGUGACCAACCGUCAGAAUGGCUUUGGUUGGGCGAGCGUAGCAGGUGACUGAUAAGCGAGUAUCUCGACUUCAUGCUACUUUGAGGCUUGAAGAUGGAAAACUGGCCUUAUGUCCGGUACUUAAUUGUCAAUACGUACUGUUGUAGCAGUGAGUUUGGGAAAGCAUGUCACAUAUACUACAUAGUACGUGCUUAUAACAUGCAGAAACACAAGAAUCCAUGUUUUUUCAAGGGGCCUGAAGAGACGUCCUACAAGGUGCUGCCGAAAGAUAAUUGGAAAGAACUAGUUCAUGGAGACAGUUUCUCCUUGCUUCCUGAUGACCUUGUGUUCUCAGUUGUAUACAGGGAGAAAAGCAAAAAAGAGGAAAGGAUAGCAGUGAUUCAGGAUGACAAAAUCCUAACAGUUGGAGACUCCACUGACUUCCUUGAUGCACUGUUCACAACGGAUGAUCACAAGACGACAGUUUCAGGUUACCCUUCACACAAGCCAAUAAUCACUGACAGCAAAGACGAUCACAACUAUGAAACGAAUUUAACUGUUGAAGUCUCGUCCCAGCAUGGCAGUACGGGUAAAAGCAGGAUUCUUCCCAGCUGGCUGUCAGGGCAUAAUGUUACGUCUCAAGAGUGCGUUAGAAAAAAAGCCGAUAGAAAAGUUCGUCCUAGAAUUACGGUUAAAAAGAAUAAUGAGGAUAAUUCCUCACCUCCAAUUAAGAAAUUUGCCAGAACCGCUACUAAUCCAUCAUCUAUGAUCGAUGAUCCAUCUAUCUACAAAGAGGAAUGUAAACCUGAGGAGAUUGUGGUAACAAGUAGUGUGCUCCCAAGGAAAGUCUCCAAGGAGGCUAAAAAGAAAGGUGUUUCUAAACCUGUUCCAGUUUGUCCAUAUGGAGCUACCUGCUACAGGAAGAACCCAGUCCACUUUCGACAGUUCUCCCACGACGUUUCUGCAAGCUUAACGUCGGCCAUUGUGGACAAUGUCAGUAGUGAUGAUGAAAAGGAAUAUCACAAGCCCAUCUGUCCCUUCGGCAAAGAAUGCUACAGGAAAAACUCAGUACACAGGCAAGAGUACACACACUCAGACCAAAUGCCAAAGAGUAAGAAGAAGAAAGAAAAUAGACGCAGCAAGAAAGGCAAGUGCAGUAUACUAAGUGGAGAAAGUGAUGAUGAUGGUGAACCUAACACGUAUGACUACAAUGACAGUUUCAUCGACAACUCAGAAGAGGAUGGAGGUGAUGUCAGCAGCUUUGGUAGUAACUCUGAGGAUUCUGAUUGGUCGCCUUGUGUAAAAAUGACAGACAGUGAGAAUGUUGAAGAACUGAUAUCGGAAACCAAAUCAACAAAAAAAUGAAAUGAACUAAACUUAAGUUUUAUUCAUUGUAUUUACCACAUUACUGGGUCCAUCAUGUUCAUCUCUAUUGUAGUGCCCUGAAUAUGGCAGGCAAACAAUUGCGA
Halichondria panicea is the source of this 2018-nucleotide messenger RNA. RefSeq names its product aprataxin and PNK-like factor. The transcript is spliced from 11 exons. NCBI's taxonomy places the organism in Eukaryota, Metazoa, Porifera, Demospongiae, Suberitida, Halichondriidae. Gene Ontology annotation, molecular function: DNA-(apurinic or apyrimidinic site) endonuclease activity; 3'-5' exonuclease activity; protein binding. Gene Ontology annotation, cellular component: site of double-strand break; nucleus. The coding region runs from base 664 to 1914 and encodes 416 amino acids. Gene Ontology annotation, biological process: double-strand break repair. The record is from RefSeq and is a predicted model, not a curated record.